AUCAGCCCGAUACGCGGCCGCGCGCCCACGUCCCCGUGAUUAACCCUGAUUUCGCGGUCGCGUCCGCGAGACCCUUCUCGCGAGAGCCCCUUCGUUGCCCAAAGGGGACCCUCGCCGAGGCACGGCCAUGUUUGUCAACGGCCCAGCUUCGCUCUUAGCUGCGUCUCUUCCUUUCCGAUCCGAUGGCGCGAUCUCCCGCUUCCGACUCCUCGAGCCCGAUCGAGCUGCGUCGCGGGGAGGAGUCGGGGAGCGACGCGUCCUCUCCCUCUCGGGGAACAUCGCGGUCCUCGCUGAGCUCCGUUUCGCCGCCGCCGCCUUCUUCACGCCUCGACGAUGCCCGACACGCUCGACUCGCGAGCGAGUCCCGCGCGAUGCGGCCUCGAUCUUGCGCGCGCGACAGAAUCCUCGGUUCUUGCCACGUCGACGGCUCCUUCGCGAGACUCCGAGAGUCUCCUCGAACCUUUGCUCCACGAUUUUCCGGUUUCGUUAGCGCCUCGAUAUGGCCGCACGAUAUGAUCGUGAAAAUUCAGCAUGGAGCAACUCAGCGAAGGACAGGCAGUUGUGGUUGGCAGUGCCGGUGGAACCGUGCAAGUUGUACAAAUGGGCCAAGGUGGACAAACUAUGAUGCUUCCACAGGCUAUACAAGUAGCAGCGCCUAAUGGACAAAUACAAGUUGUACCUGUCUCUAGUUUGACCAAUACCGGUCAACAAAUUGUUAUUCAGCAACCGCAGACACCACAGAUUAUUCAAACUCCUGACGGACAAACUUAUAUUUACCAACCUGUACAAUUGGAUGGUCAAGUUCAACAAACACAACCAACAGUGAUAAAUCUGAAUGGUAAUCUCAUGCAAAUUGCUGGCACAACAUCGCAAGCUGCAACGGCUACUGCAGCUACUACCACUCCGGUACAACCUUUGGGCAGUCCUACAUCAACAAUGUCACAAACUGGAAAUGUUGUUAUGAUGGUGCAACCAGGUAACAGUGGACAAACGCAAACUUUUCAAAGAGUAGCAUUGCCUCAUGCCGAGCUUCUUGAAGAAGAACCGUUGUAUGUUAAUGCAAAACAGUAUAGACGGAUAUUAAAACGUCGACAAGCGCGUGCUAAAUUAGAAGCUGAAGGAAAGAUACCUAAGGAAAGGCCGAAAUAUCUCCACGAAUCUCGUCAUCGACAUGCGAUGAACAGAAUUCGUGGCGAGGGCGGCCGAUUCCAUUCUGGUCAAGUAAAAAAGCGGAAUAGAACAAAUGCAAACUCCACGAUUACCCAGCACAUCACAACUUCAACCAGCACCGAUAACGUUCAUACUGUAGCAAUAGCAGCCGCAAAUGUAGGUGUACAAUAUCACGACACAGACAAUAUGGCAUCCACAAUUGUACUUGAAAAACCAAAUAUUCCUCUGCAAGACAUGAUCUCUGAUGACGACAUUGUUACUUCAAACAGUCAUUUGAUAUAAAUAAUACAAAUUGGAUAGAAAAAAAAUUAAGAAAUUUGUGUCGGUGAUGUUAUUGGACAUUUGCAUUUUGUAAAUAUUUUCAUGUUUAGGUGCAAUGUAUAAUACAAGUGUAAUUUUUUCAAAAAGCUGUGUAAUUUUUACAUGACUAGAUAUGAAAUUGUAUAUAAGGUUUUUUAUAACUUUCUUAUUUCUUUUCUAUUAAAAGAUCGAAAUUAAUUGAUAA
Molecule: messenger RNA, 1675 nt
Organism: Nylanderia fulva
Lineage: Eukaryota; Metazoa; Arthropoda; Insecta; Hymenoptera; Formicidae
Gene: Nf-YA
Product: nuclear factor Y-box A
Biological process (GO): regulation of DNA-templated transcription
Cellular component (GO): CCAAT-binding factor complex
Molecular function (GO): DNA binding; DNA-binding transcription factor activity
Source: RefSeq, a predicted model, not a curated record